AUGAACAGGGAGGGCGAAUACGCGGUGCUUCCCGCUCACCCGAUCCCCGCCUCGAUCCCGCGGCCGCCGUACGCCAGCAGUUCCAGGGGACAAACGGACAGAGGCUUCCACACGUCAGACGCACCUGGAGAGAUUCAGACUCCCGAAGCUCUGGAGAAAAUCCGGGCGGCUGCUGCCGUUGCAGCGAAUGCUCUGAAACUCGGCCUCGACGCCGCCCGCGAGGGCGUAACGACCGAGGACCUCGACAAGAUCGUGCACGAGUACAUCGUCAGUGUUGGGGCGUAUCCUGCAGCGGUGAACUUCCACAACUUCCCCAAAGCAGUCUGCGCGUCCGUUAACGAGGCCGUUUGCCACGGGAUUCCCGACCUUCGUCCUCUCCAAGAUGGAGACAUCGUCACUUUGGACUGCACUGCCUAUGUCGACGGCUUCUUUGGAGACUGCGCAGGCACUGCGAUGGUCGGGAAUGUUAGUGAGGCUCACCGUAAUCUCGUCGAAACGUCCAAGGAGUGUUUGGACGCGGCGGUGAAGCUUCUCCACCCCGGCUUGCCGAUCAGGGAGGUCGGUCGAUGCGUCGCAGAGCUUGCGCAAAAAAGGGGAUUUUCAGUAGUUCGCGAGUUCUGCGGUCACUUCAUCGGGCGCAAAAUGCACCUACCGCCGUUGAUUUCUCACGUCUACCCAAACGAUACACAGGGCGUUUUCCGCGUUGGUCAGACCUUCACCAUCGAGCCAAUUCUCUGCGAAGGCGCUCCAGACCUCUUCACCUGGAAGGACGGGUGGACCAUCGUGACCCAAGACGGCGGCCGAGCAGCACAGUUUGAACACACGAUCCUAAUGACGCCGGAGGGCGCGGAGCUUCUCACCCAGGCGACUAUUUGA
Messenger RNA from Neospora caninum, 876 nucleotides. RefSeq names its product putative methionine aminopeptidase. The transcript is spliced from 10 exons. NCBI's taxonomy places the organism in Eukaryota, Apicomplexa, Conoidasida, Eucoccidiorida, Sarcocystidae. Gene Ontology annotation, biological process: proteolysis. The record is from RefSeq and is a predicted model, not a curated record. The coding region runs from base 1 to 876 and encodes 291 amino acids. Gene Ontology annotation, molecular function: metalloaminopeptidase activity.